This is a messenger RNA of Tigriopus californicus, 879 nucleotides long. RefSeq names its product large ribosomal subunit protein bL21m-like (gene mRpL21). NCBI's taxonomy places the organism in Eukaryota, Metazoa, Arthropoda, Copepoda, Harpacticoida, Harpacticidae. The coding region runs from base 112 to 804 and encodes 230 amino acids. The transcript is spliced from 4 exons. Gene Ontology annotation, molecular function: structural constituent of ribosome. Gene Ontology annotation, cellular component: mitochondrial large ribosomal subunit; ribosome. The record is from RefSeq and is a predicted model, not a curated record.
UGACUCCUGCAUCAAAAGUAAACAAACAAAGGCAUGAAUGGAGCUGUGAAAAGUGUAAAGAGGUCGGCCUAGUUCUCCUCCCUCGAUCGAGCCAUUGCGUUGUUGAGCAUCAUGUUUUCGGGCUGGAGGGCGUGUCAAAGGGGGGCCGGACUUUGGAUUCAAAGACCUUGGAUGACGGCGUCCGCUCUUUCGUUCCCAAUCACGGGUCCCCUGAUGACAGUUCGACGCGAUUGUGGCUACUACGAGUCCCCGCAUAGCGUACAGUCUCACGCCCCUGGGGUUCAUCGACCCAUAACCCACACGCCCACUGAUAUUCUGCCGCCCCCCAGUGCGAUUGAGCCCGAAGAUCAAGCUCAGGCCGAGGAGGUGAUUUCGUUGGUGGAUGAGCAAAUUCAAAAUCAGUCUUAUGGUCGUUUGUUCGCCGUGUUGUACGCCGAUCAACGCCAAUUCAAAGUCACACCCGGGGAUCUCAUCAUGUUAAAUCACGACCUGGGCAUCAUACCCGGCUCCAAAAUCGUACUGGACAAGGUAUUGUUGGUGGGAGGUCGGGAUUUUUCCUUGAUCGGUCGUCCCGUGUUGCCUCGCGAUUUAGUCCAAAUCGAUGCUACUGUUGUAGAAAAGGCCCUCUCCAAGCCCAUUUUUCAUUUCUUCACCGGUCGACGCAUUAAACAGGCCCGAAUGAGGUUUCAUAGAGAACGUCAGACCACAAUCAGGAUCAACAACAUCAUUCUUAAGUGCCCCAUCGAGGCCGCUCAAGAUCGGACGGGGUUCGAGACCCGGAAAGACGACCCUACGUUCUUGUAAUCUUCAACAACGUAUGAAUGGAUGUAUUUCACAAGUAUGCGCGACAGACAAUAAAUUUACAACAUAAAAGCGCGA